This is a messenger RNA of Polyodon spathula (Mississippi paddlefish), 1666 nucleotides long. RefSeq lists its product as uncharacterized. The coding region runs from base 132 to 1481 and encodes 449 amino acids. The transcript has 14 exons. The record is from RefSeq and is a predicted model, not a curated record. NCBI's taxonomy places the organism in Eukaryota, Metazoa, Chordata, Actinopteri, Acipenseriformes, Polyodontidae.
AUUCGAAUGUCUAUCAGCUAGUGUUAGAGUUCCUGGAAAAAGCAAGUAGAGAGAAACCCAAAACCUUUGCAGUUGUAUUGCUGGGAGCAGCCCAGAGAAUUUUACUUCACAAGCAGCCGCUGGGUCAUCGUAUGCCAAAUACAACAGUUGUUCCAGAAGCAGUUCCUUUACUUCUACAAAGGAUUGUAGAAAUUCUCCAGAGGUUGCUGGUUGUCUCUGACUUUCCUCCGUCGUUCUCAAAAAAGCUCACUGACUUCUAUAACUCUCUGUUGCUUCCCCCGUACUGCCGCUGCUUUCUGUACUGUUUGAAUGUCUACCACUGGGAUGACUCUUUGCUGGUGUCUGUGUUGAGAGGCCAGAACAUCACUGGAGAGAGAGUUGUGAAGGGAAAGAAGGAGGUCCUGUGUGAGUCCAUACAAGUGGUUCUCGCACGAACAGAGAAGUUAAAGGAACAAAACAGAUACAGAGAGCUGGCUCGUUAUCUCAAGGUAGUGAGAACCAAUAACAGAGCAGAAUUGCAGAGGCUGAAAGAUCAGAUCCCGUUCUUCAUGUGCAAGCAUGGUGAUUUCACCUCGGCAGGUCACCACUUGUUUUAUUCUCAUGAAGUGAGCUGCUGCACUGCUUGUCGCCUGACCCCCAGGCAGUUUACCAUGUACCUGAAAAUCCUGAGAACUGGACAGGUGCCAGUUGGGAGCGAGCCCUUCUAUUCAGGGGUAUGGGAGACCCCCACAGGUCAUAUCCCUGUGAAGAAGAAUGAGGCCGUAAAAGUAGGGCUCCGAAUCUUGAAUCGCAAUGCACAAUUGUAUAUGAGUUCAGAUAGCUGGGCGGAUCUAAUCCAGGUUUCCUGCAGUGACUCGAAGCUGGCACAGGAUGGAAGCUUUAUCUGUGUGGCUUGGAAAGAACCAGAAGAGACAUUUCAACAGAGCAUUAGAGAAACCGCAGGUCAGGUCUUGAAGGAGCUGGAGACGAAGCAGGUCGUUAUUCUACCAAAACAGUUUUACACCAAUUAUUUCCCAGAUGAAGCCAUGCUGAUGCUUGUCACUCAAGCGCUGGUUCAAAGGCUGCUUCAUGCUCGCAUGAUCACAGUCCUCAACAUUGCCAUGGCUUUCAGGCGGAACAUGUGGGCUCUGAAAUACCUGUUCAAAAGCCUCAGUGUCAGAAUCGAUGUCCUGCAUGAAUUUCUUGAUUGCCUUAUCAAAGAUCUGAACGAGAAAAAUAACACGUUGCUUACCAGGACCUUGGAGCAGACAGAUGCAGAGCACAUCGGCCACUUCAUCUUUUUCCUAAUUUCGUUCGAGCACGCCAUGUUAAGGCCUAUUGCAAACAAGAUUGUAGACUUUCUGCUGGAACACUGGAAUGAGUUUCAGAAUUGCCCAUGGCAGCGGAAUCUUGCCACACUUCUUCAAAACCAGGAUGUUACGCACUGGAACACUUCGAACAGUUUCCUACAGCUGAAGAACAAACUGAGAACAAUAGUCUGAUCAUGUGUCAGACGGGUUCCUGGACCAUCCUGUCUUUACUGGACAAUAGCUCACUGGGCAAAACACCUCGCCGAGCAUUUAAAACUCUAAACUGGUAGCACCCAGUAGCAGGGCCAAAAGAAAAAAAAAAAAAAUUCUAUUUGGAUUAAAAGCUAAUUUUUGCCACGUACUGUACUUCUGUUUGC